CAGCAACGUCAUUGUGGUGCGUCAUCACACUUCCUGUUUGCGUUCCACACAUACACUCGCGAAAAGAUGGCUGAGUUAAACAGACAACUACAAGAAUAUUUGUCUCAGUCUAAAAGCGGCGCAAAGACGAUAUCACAGUCCAGCUCCAGCACUACUAUAGACAUCGAAGAGUCCGCUUCGCCAGCAGGCAGCUGGUUCGGUAGGUGGUCCAGUCCGUUCUCGAGCAGCAGCCGCGGAACUUCAUCAGGCCAGGGAUCGAGCAGCGGCUUCUCGUGGCCAUGGUCAUCAGAACCGGACCCGUGUUUGCCGGGGAUGAGCCGAUCCCAGCGACUGAUCGCGUUCGGGACGUGCAUUUUCUUCUCGGCUCUGUGCUUCGGACUGUCGGCGCUUUACGCUCCGUUGUUGUUGCUAAAGGCGCGUAAGUUCGCCCUGCUGUGGUCUCUCGGCUCCGUGUUCGCGCUCCUCGGUGCUGCCAUUCUCCGCGGACCCAGUAAACUCAUCGCGACCCCCACACCAGGAGGCGCGGUGUAUUUGUGCUCUUUGGUGGGCACCUUGUACGCGGCCCUGAGCCUUCACAGCACCCUGCUCACCGCUCUCGGAGCCUGCCUUCAAAUCGGUGCUAUCGUGGGAUAUAUCGUGGCGUUGCUGCCCGGUGGGAGCGCUGGGAUGAGGUUUGUGGGUGGCAUGGCCGCGUCGGCUAUUAAAAGAACAGUGACUGGUAAAACAAUGCCGAUAUGAGCACUUUUAUGGACUACACAACACUACAACUGUUGACGUUCUGUGAAAAACAUUUACACUCUUUUUGAAGUGAUGGUACUUCCAAGUUGGAUUGGGAUAACUGGAUAUUUAUACAGGAGUGUACGCAGAACCCAUGGAUGGGGAUGUCCAAACUAUGUAAUUUUAACUGUGACGGGUACCACACACUGAACUUAUUGACAUUUGACUAAUACAUCAAACGCAACUUUGAACAUUGCAUUUUGUAUUAUCUUUAUCCUUGAAAAUAAAGCACCGGAAAGCCUA
Molecule: messenger RNA, 1020 nt
Organism: Misgurnus anguillicaudatus (oriental weatherfish)
Lineage: Eukaryota; Metazoa; Chordata; Actinopteri; Cypriniformes; Cobitidae
Gene: sft2d3
Product: SFT2 domain containing 3
Biological process (GO): vesicle-mediated transport
Cellular component (GO): membrane
Source: RefSeq, a predicted model, not a curated record